AUGAAGGCCAGACUCCCGAGCGCCGCAGCGCCGUCCCUACGGAGAGCAUCACAACCCCGCCGGCACCGCCAGCUCUUCGCUGCCACGCUCCCGAUCCGCGCGGCGAGCUCUCUCUCCCAGCGGCCCGACUCCAAAUAUGUCUCCUUCCCCGGCGCGCUGAAGAGCGCCUUCACCAACACGCUCAAGUUCGAGCUGCCCGCCAACUUCCCCGCCAUGCCGACCUACCGCGUCGUCGACCAGAACGGGGAGAUUGUGGACCCCUCCUUCAAGCCCGACCUAAGCGACGAGGAGGUCGUCAAGCUGUACAAGCACAUGCUCCUGACUUCCAUCAUGGACGUCCUCAUGUUCGACUCCCAGCGGCAGGGGCGCAUCAGCUUUUACAUGGUGUCGGCAGGUGAAGAGGCCGUCUGCGUGGGCUCGGCAUCGGCUCUGACCAAGGAGGAUGUCAUCUUCUGCCAAUAUCGAGAGCAGGGAUUGUUCGCACAACGGGGAUUUACACCGAAGGACUUCAUGAGCCAGUUGUUCGCAAACAAGAAUGAUGUUGGAAAAGGGAGGAAUAUGCCUGUGCAUUAUGGCAGCAAGGAGCUAAACAUUCACACAAUUUCCUCUCCUCUCGCAACGCAAAUACCACAGGCUUCAGGCGCCGCAUAUGCGCUCAAGAUGCAGAGAUUACAUGAUCCCUCAAUACCCCCAAGAGUGGUGGCAGUAUACUUCGGCGAAGGCGCAGCGAGCGAGGGCGACUUCCACGCCGCAUUGAACAUCGCAGCAACGCGGUCAUGUCCUGUCAUUUUCAUCUGCCGCAACAACGGCUACUCUAUUUCUACGCCGGCAUUAGAGCAAUACCGAGGAGAUGGUAUUGCGAGUCGCGGUCUCGGAUACGGUAUCGACACCAUUCGAGUGGAUGGCAACGACUUAUGGGCUGUGAGGGAGGCCACAAAGAAGGCAAGAGAAAUGGCGCUUCAGGAUGGAGGCAAGCCAGUUCUGAUAGAGGCCAUGACAUACCGGGUGAGCCAUCACAGCACAUCUGAUGACUCGUUCGCGUAUCGCUCAAGAGUGGAAGUCGAGGAGUGGAAGAGGCGGGACAAUCCAAUCUCCAGGUUGAGAAAAUGGAUGGAGGCAAAAGGUAUCUGGAAUGAAAAUAUGGAAAAGGAAUCGCGGGAUAGCAUUAGAAGAGAUCUGCUCAAGGCAUUCCAGGAAGCGGAAAGGGAGAAGAAACCGCCGAUGAGGACUAUGUUCGAGGAUGUCUAUGAGGAGCUGACGCCGGACCUCAAGGCCCAGAUGAAGGAGCUCAAAGAACACUUGGAUCAGUACCCAGAUGAGUACGAUUUCAGCGAGUUUGAGGGCGGCAAAGAUACCCUGAAGCCGUAG
Phaeoacremonium minimum UCRPA7 is the source of this 1368-nucleotide messenger RNA. RefSeq names its product putative 2-oxoisovalerate dehydrogenase alpha subunit protein. The transcript is spliced from 2 exons. Lineage: Eukaryota; Fungi; Ascomycota; Sordariomycetes; Togniniales; Togniniaceae. Gene Ontology annotation, biological process: branched-chain amino acid catabolic process. The coding region runs from base 1 to 1368 and encodes 455 amino acids. Gene Ontology annotation, molecular function: oxidoreductase activity, acting on the aldehyde or oxo group of donors, disulfide as acceptor. The record is from RefSeq and is a predicted model, not a curated record.